UCAGCGAGCGGGGAAGAAACAUUGGACCAAUCAAGCAGCAAGAGAUGUUUGCCUGGCGCAAUGUUGACGAAUCCGGUUGCAGGUUGUGGUUGCCAGUGUUGACCAAUCGGAGGCGCGCUCGAUCUCCAGCUCGAGCUGAACGAGUUCGGUCCGGCGACAGGAAAAAGCGGCGGGGGAGGAGGCAAUUGAAAACCGCCGUUACAAACCUGCUGAAAGCAAGAGGAAAACCUGCAGGAAAGUAAUCGGACAAGGGGCGUUCACCUCAUAAAAUUUAACUUCAGAUCUUUUGCAGGGCUCAAAGUUGUUGGAGAUUAUGUUUCUUUUAAAACGUGUUGGAUAUACCAAUGUAAAUCUGUAUCUACGUGUGUGGUGAGAACGCCUCUGGUCUCGCGCCACUGUCACAUAAAAGUUCAAACUUUGCUAAAUGCAGCUCUUCCAGUUGGGGAAUAAAUUGAAUAUAUUCAAGUAAAGUUUGAAAGCUACUUCAGUUAUGAGUUGAAACUUUAAAAUGGUUUUCAGCUUUGGGGAUUUUAUCCCGUCUCCGCAUUGUUGACAAAAGCCAACAACCAUUCAAGUGAUAAUCAAGUUUGCUUUUUAUAUAAAAAAAACAGACCGUUGGAGUUAAUUAUCAACCAGGUACUGCAAGCGCCUGGUUGGAAGUUCAGAGGGAUUCAUUAUUGCUGUCUGGAGUUUCCUCGCUGUGUGUGUUUCGGAAAGUAACCACGAAAUAAGGAUAAAGAGGAUUGGGAAGAAAACGCCUCCAUUUAUUUACACCUCUGCGUUCUCCUCCCAGGAGUGAAGGCGGCCUGUUGGAACAGAGUGACGCUGUUCCCAUCAAGGAAAUCCGGACUUUGGGAAGAGAGACUGAUCCGAUCCGAGCCCUCUAUAAGAAAGCGGCAAUCAUUAGCAGGCGGCAAGAGAUUAAAACAAACCCGACCCUCCUCCCUAGGGCAACCAGCCAAAAAACAAAACAACUCAGCCAGCGGCUCGGAAGAGACCUUCAUCCAGUUUAAUAUAUUCAUACAUUGAAAAUAUAUUAGUAAAUGCCAAAGCGUAUCGAUUGAUAGAGAGCGAAUUGAUUGCACGAAUCGAGGCGAUCAACAGAUGAUGGGAGACGCGAGUUGUGGGCUGGUCGAUGCUCAGGUCAUCACUGGAUUACUGGUUGAUGUUGAUCGCUAUUCAGAGGUGAUUUGUACUCCAAAGACUGGAAGCAAGGGCCCGCAAACGCUGAUCGGUGAUUCCAGCAGCAGGAAAAGACCGCACUCUGGGGCUACCAGCUAUGAACUAAUUGUAAACCCAGCCACAUCUGUAAUCAAUCAUCCGAAGGAUCGAUGCCAAAGGAGAGCCCUGCAGGGACCGACAGGGAGCCUUUUUCACUCGAGAGGAAUCAAUGAGCAAGGAUUGAUCCAGCGUUCGAAUCCCUCCCAUAAUCAGUCGAUCGGAAUUGCCAAAGAAAUCGGGACUACAGACUAUACAAUCAAUAACCAAAGGAAAAUGAAGCAAGGGCCUUGUUUGAAAGAUAUUAUCGAUAAGAAGAUUGAAAAUCGAAGUGAUGAAAUUAAUGCAUUUAUCAUAGGACCGAAAACGGGAGUAUUCCGAAGAACAGUUGGAUUUGCUAGUGCGAGAAGAAACUUUAAUUUGUUUGGAUGUUUUGGUCGAUUGUGGACGUUAGUACUGUUUCACAUCCACGUGCUACAGACCCUGGCUCAAGAUGAUGUUCCACCAUAUUUUAAAACUGAGCCAGGACCACCACAGAUUCACUUGGAGGGGAAUCGUUUGGUCUUAACAUGCCUGGCAGAGGGAAGUUGGCCACUUGAAUUUAAAUGGUUACGAAAUGAUACAGCAAUCACAGCAUUCUCUCCCGAGUACAGGUAUGUUAUUUCAUCCCUCCAGCGCUCAGACACUGGGUUUUACCAGUGUAUUGUGCGGAACAGACGUGGAGCACUUUUACAGAAGAAAACACAAGUACAAGUUGCAUACAUGGGAAAUUUUGAAGGAGGCAACAAACGGAUUACAGUGUCGCAGGGUCAGGCUGCUGUGCUAAAAUCUCCAGACAUCAGCAGCUACCCACAACCACAAAUGACAUGGUUUCGUGAUGGCCAAAAGAUUAUCCCAAGCAACAGAGUAGCUAUAACUCUCAACAAUCAGCUGGUGGUGCUUUCAGCAACUGCAGCAGAUGCAGGAAAAUACUAUGUUCAAGCAGUCAACGAAAAGAAUGGGGAAAACAAGACCAGUCCAUUUAUCUACCUGAGCAUUGCAAUAGAUAAGACAAAUCACCAAUACUCUGAUACUGAGGAUCCAGCAGACCCUGUGGCACCCACAAUUGUUGUUCCUCCAAAAAACACGAGUAUAGUAGCUGGCACAAGUGAAGUUACUCUGGAAUGUGUUGCCAAUGCAAGGCCUGUGGAGAGACUGAGUAUUACCUGGAGGCGAAGCGGUGUGAAACUAAUGAAUGGAAUCAGUAUAUUUGGAAGGCGAUUGACAAUCUUAAAUCCAACUUCAGCUGUUAUUGGCAUGUAUGAGUGUGAAGCUACAUUACAGAGCAGUAGCGUUGUUCCUGUAAACGCUCAUGCCUACCUGUCCAUUAUAGAACCACCAUAUUUUACCGCAGAACCUGAACGGAGAAUUCAGGGUGAAGUAGAAAAAACUGUUGAUAUUCCAUGUCGAGCAAUGGGUAUACCUUUACCUAGUCUGGAAUGGUACAAAGAUUCAAUCCCAAUAAUAAUGUUGAACAACAGCAGAUAUAAAGAAAUGGUAAGUGGGAUCCUGCAGAUCCAGAGGCUGGUCCCUGAAGACUCAGGAAUAUUCCAGUGUUUUGCUAAGAAUGAAGCAGGGGAUAUUCAAACACCUUCAUAUCUCACUGUUACAAACAUUGCACCAUCUUUCAUUCGAGCUCCAUCAGACACUGCAGUGACAGAUGGAACAGCAGCAGUUUUACACUGUGAAGUUUCAGGAGCACCAAAACCGCGCAUUACAUGGAAAACAGGCACUAAGAUAUUGGCAAGUGGUUCAAUACAAAUUCCACGGUUUGUACUUUUGGAGUCAGGCGGACUACUGAUAAAACCAGCCCAUACUGAAGAUGCAGCAGCAUAUACCUGCUUUGCAGCGAAUUCCAAAGGAACAGUGAAUGCAUCAGCUGAGCUUACUGUGUGGACUCGUACUGUUAUCUCCAUCCCACCCAAAGACCGCAGUGUAAUCAAAGGAACAACAGCAGUACUAAUUUGUGGAGCAUCUCAUGAUCCCAGGGUCACAAUCCGGUUUGUCUGGAAGAAGGAUGGAAAUAUUAUUGAUGCAAAUGCUCUACCCAGAAUUACCAUAGGGCAAAAUGGCUCACUUCAUAUCAGUCAAACUUGGUCAGGUGAUAUUGGUGACUACACCUGUGAGGUUCUGUCCUUGGGAGGAAAUGACUUCAGAACUGCCCGCCUGGAAGUCAUUGAACUUCCUCACCCACCCAGAAAUCUGCAAGCAAGUUUAAACUUAUCAAGCAGCCGGGCAGUGGAUUUAUCUUGGACGCGGCCCUUUGAUGGAAACAGCCCCAUAUUACACUACAUUGUGGAGUUAUCUGAAAACAAUUCACCAUGGACAGUACAGUUACCCAACAUUAAUCCAGGAGUGAUGCACAUUACUGUGCAUGGGUUAACACCAGCCCGGUCAUACCAGUUCCGCAUGUGCGCAGUGAACCAGCUAGGAAAAGGACAGUACAGCACAGAAACCAACAGGAUGCUGUUACCUGAAGAAUCACCUGGUGCCCCUCCUCAGAAUAUUAUGGCCAGUGGUCGAACAAACCAAUCCAUAAUGGUACAGUGGCAGCCUCCCCCAGAGCAGGAGAUUAAUGGGGUUCUUAAAGGAUACAUUCUCAGGUAUCGACUUGCAGGCCUUCCAGGUGGAUACCAUUAUAAGAAUAUCACUAGCCCUGAAGUGACCUAUUGCCUAGUGAAGGACUUGAUCAUAUGGACCCAGUAUGAAAUUCAAGUUGCAGCAUACAAUAGUGCUGGGCUUGGUGCAUUCAGCAGAGCAGCAGCUGAGUACACACUGCAGGGAGUGCCAACAGCACCCCCACAGAAUGUCGAAGUUGAAGCUGUGAACUCCACUGCUAUCAAAUUUAUGUGGGAUCCUCCUCCUCAGCAGUUCAUAAAUGGUAUCAACCAAGGUUACAAGCUCCUUGCCUGGACUAUUGACUCACCAAAUACAAUUGCAGUGAUGACCAUCACCCCUGAUUUCCAUGGAACACGCCAUGAAGGAAUUUUUACAGGCCUCAGAAAGUUCACAAAAUACUACACAUCUGUAUUGUGUUUUACAACGCCAGGUGAUGGCCCAAAGAGUUCUCCCCAACUCAUUCAGACCUGUGAAGAUAGACCGGGAGCUGUUGGGCACUUGGGUUUUGCAGAAAUACUUGAUACCUCUUUGAAAGUCAGCUGGCAAGAACCACAAGAAAAAAAUGGGAUCCUCACAGGUUACCAGAUUUCCUGGGAAAUAUACAACAAAAAUGAAAGUCGUAUGAGCCGCAAAUUGUCAAAUACAACACAAGAGUACAAAAUAACAGGACUGAGUUCCCUUACCACCUACACUAUUGAAGUGGCAGCCAUGACAUCAGUGGGCAUUGGAGUACUAACUUUAUCUACCAUCUCUUCUGGAGUCCCACCAGAACUCCCAGGUGCUCCAUCUAAUCUUGUGAUCUCAAAUAUCAGUCCUCAAUCAGCCAUGCUGCAGUUCCGGCCAGGGUAUGAUGGGAAAACAUCCAUCUCAAAAUGGAUUGUGGAAGGGCAGAUUGGAAUGAUUGGAGAUGAUGAAGAGUGGGUUGUACUGUACGAAGUAGAGAAUGAACCAGAUGCCCAGAUGUUAGAAAUCCCAAAUUUGAUGCCAUAUACAUACUACAGGUUUCGAAUAAAACAGCUGAACAUAGUUGGCUCUAGCCCCGUAAGUUUGCCUUCCCGUGUAAUUCAAACUCUGCAGGCUCCACCAGAUGUAGCACCUGGUAGUGUCACGGUGCGAACAGCAAGUGAGACCAGCUUAUGGGUUCGCUGGGUGCCUAUUCCAGAGUCUGAAUAUAAUGGUAACCCUGAAUCGGUUGGAUAUAAAAUCAAGUAUUGGCGACUGGAUGGUCAGGGUAUGCCUGUACGUCAGAUAAUUAAUGAUCGCUUGGAGCGGGAGAUCACAAUUGAAAACCUAGAGGAAUGGAUUGACUACGUAGUCCAGAUCCAGGCUUUUAAUGCCAUUGGUUCAGGACCUUGGAGCAUCCAAGUCCGAGGGCGUACAAGAGAAUCAGUUCCAUCAGCUGCACCGGGAAAUAUUACAACAGAGGCUGUGAGCUCCACACAGAUACUGGUCAUGUGGGGACCAGUCCCAGAUUCUGAGCAAAAUGGACUGAUCCUGGGAUACAAGAUCCUGUACCAAGAGAAAGAUUCUGAAUUAAGUAUUUGCACUCAUCUUGUGAAAGGAAAUUUUACACAAUCUGUUGUCCUAAAUGAUCUGAGGAAGUAUAGUCCAUAUGAGAUUCAAGUUUUGGCAUUUACCAGAAUUGGGGAUGGAGAGACAAGUUCACCACCUGUAAUAGAAAGAACAAAAGAUGAUGUUCCAGGUCCUCCUGUAAGAUUGUUAUUCCCAGAGGUCCAGUUGACAUCAUUGAGAGUUGUCUGGCAGACACCCGAAAACCCCAAUGGCAUCAUCCUAGGUUACCGGAUAUCUUACCGUUUGGCAACUGCUGAACCAAAUAGGUUCAUCACCACAGAGGUCAGUUCCAAUGUCCGACAGUAUUCUGCAACAAAGCUGAUACCUGAAUCUCCAUAUGUCUUCCGUAUUUCUGCAAAGACACGUCAGGGGUGGGGCGAGUCAGUGGAGGCAAUUGUGAUCACCACUGAAACUAGAGACCGCCCACAACCAGCCAUCAAUCUGUCAGUACCUCAGUCUGAAAUUCGAGGUCGAAGUUUGCUGUUGCAAUGGAAACCAGGGAGUGAUGGGUCAUCACCAAUCCGCUACUUCACGGUGCAAACAAAGGAACUACCUAACAGGACUUGGCAGACACACACCUCUUCAAUUAGUCAUGAUGCUACGUCAUAUGUUAUAGACCGCUUAACGCCUUACACUUCCUACCAGUUACGAAUAAUGGCGACUAAUGAUAUUGGAGACAGUGUUUAUAGUGUACCAACAGAGCCAGUGACAACACUGCAGGAUGUUCCCAGUGAACCACCAGUUAUUCUCUCUGUGAUUCCACGCACCACUACCUCCGUUCUUGUUCAGUGGAAGUCACCAGAGGAAGAAGGUUUAAACGGCAUAUUGUUGGGAUUUCGGAUUUACUACAGGGAGCUUGUGUAUGAGGAUAUGCCACGAUUCAACAUCCAGUCCACUGGGGAUCCUUCUUCACUGCAGACAGAGUUAGCUCCUGAGAGUAGCUUCAAGACAGUGAACAGCUCCACAGUAACAGAGUUCGAGCUAACACAUUUAAAGAAGUACACAAGAUAUGAAAUUCUAAUGAAAGCAUUUAAUGUAGUGGGUGAGAGUCCUGCUAGCAGUCCGAAAGAGGUCUACAUUGGAGAAGCAGUCCCUACAAGAGGUCCUCAGAAUAUAAAGCUGCAUCCUCUCUCAGCAACUCGAUUGGAAGUGACAUGGGAUCCUCCUCCAGCAGAGUCCCAGAAUGGCAAAAUACAGGGGUAUAAGAUCCACUAUUGGCAGCUUCAAAAGCAGAACGAAACACAAAAAGUGAAGAUCCUCUUUCUCCCAGAGAACAUUGUCCGCUUAAAAAACUUAACCAGCUAUACAGUUUAUGUGGUUAGUGUGUCAGCAUUCAAUGCUGCUGGAAAUGGACCCGGGAGUGAACCAGUUGAGGGAAGGACACAUCAGGCUGCUCCAAGUGCGCCCAGUUAUAUUACAUUUACAGAAGUUACCUCCACUACAUUGAAAGUGUUUUGGGGAGAGCCAGCAAUGCCCAAUGGAGUUCUUGAGGGAUACAGAUUGGUUUACGAACCAUUGGAAUCAGUACAAGGUGUGAGUAAAGUGGUGACAGUCGACCUGAGAGGCAACAAUCAACGCUGGUUGAAGGUUCGGGAUUUGUUCAAGGGGGUCCCUUACACCUUUCAUGUCCAAGCCAGAACCUACACCUUCGGCCCUGAGAUAAGGGCUAAUGUUACACCAGGACCAGAAGAAGGUUCCCCUGGUCCCCCGCUGAACCCCUCAAUUAGUGAAACUGCCUCUACACUCACUGUUCAUUGGACACAGGGUUUGCUUGGAGCGGGACCAAUACAAGGCUAUGUAAUUGAAGCACGACCCUCAGAUGAAGGUUUGUGGGAUACAUUUGUGAAGGAUAUACCUGGUGAUGUGACAUCCUAUGUAGUUAGUCGGGAUCAGCUAAAGCAAGGAGUGAGCUAUGAAUUUCGGAUUAUCGCGGUUAAUCAAUUUGGAUAUGGUGAACCAAGCACAGCAUCCAUUGUAACAUCAGCUCAACUGGGAAAACCUCCAUUUUAUGAAGAGUGGUGGUUUCUGGUAGUGAUGGCUCUCUGCAGCCUUAUUCUCAUUCUGCUCAUGGUAUUUGGACUGAUCCUACAUGGACAGAGCAAGAAGUACAAGAACAAUACUGGUAAAAGUAGUACAAAUGUGGAAGAAACUCUCACCUUAGAUAAUGGAGGAUUUACUUCACUGGAACUGAACAGUAGACAUUUAACUGUCAAGAGCAAUUUCUGUAAGAAGAAUGGCAGCAAUGUAGGUGACAUAGCUAUACAGGAACAACUUAUUCUGGAGCACAAAAGUCUUCAGCACUGUGGACAGGAUAUUGUUGGGGCUUCUACUCGCUGUGCUCAGCUACUGCAUGAUAUCACUUGGAUCAAGAAAUUUCUGUUUCCACCGAGGCCCAGUCCAGGAGGGUUACGCUAUUCUGAUGAGGAUUUAUGUAAUAACUACAAUGGAAUUGUGCUAACAGAGAGCACAACUCUGACAGAGAAACCCACUGAAAUAUCAGAGUCAGAGGCUACUGACAGUGAUUACGAAGGUGAAUUGCCAAAAAGCACACACUCAUUUGUAAACCACUAUAUGAGCGAUCCAACCUACUUCAACUCAUGGAAGAAACAGCCCAAAGGCCUUCCAAGAGCUUCUGCCUACAGUUAUGAGGAAUGCACAGAUGGUGAACAGGAACCAUACUAUCCAACUGUGAUCACAACACAGAGUACAGGGGGUGCCUACACUCCCACAGGGCAGCCUGCUUCAGGAGCACGGACUCCUGUGACUGGGUUUUCUUCCUUUGUGUGACCAUUCAUUAUGAACAAAGUAAGGCAAUUUCUGAAAUAUUGCUUACUCAAUGGACCAACGUGCUGGAUGAAGUGACACACAAUCACAGUGCAGAAGAAGGCUAUCUAAUGGAAAUUGUCAUCUUCAUAGCUGCCUAAAAAGUGCCUUUUACAUGUUAGUAACUUGAUGAUACUAAUACAGCAGUGGUGUUUAUAAAAUCUGUUUUCCAAUCAUUUGAAUGAGAAAUAGAAACAGAUUCUAUGAACAUUUUUCUCUUGUCCUUAUUCCAAAGUUAGUACAGAAAUGGUGGUAUCGCUGCAUUAUAUCCCUUAUUUUGUGGAAUGAUGAAAAUUAUCAUGAAACAAAUUAUUUUUAAACUUCCAACCAGACAUAAGGAAUUAUGGCUUCUUCUGUCUGAAAGUCAAGUUUCUGACAUAACAGCAUAAAACUGAUGUUUCAGAGGAAGACCCAGAUUGAACAGAAUCACUUUGUGCUCCAGCAAAUUGUUAAGGCUGCUCAUGUCCCCACUGCACGAAAAGGCAUGUUUCAGGCAGCUUAUAUCAUUGCCUUCUAGUUUCAUUGCAACUUCAGUGCUGUGAAAUUAGCGAACCUACAGUUCCACCACCAACAAAACAACUGAAAGAAAUAGAAACAUUUUAAUUAUUUUCUAACUUUUGAAAGCAUUCUCUGAAGAAACUGCUGAUUCUUUAGAAAAUGUAAACAGUUGGAAGGAGUUUGGGUUAACUUGCUGUUUAAGAAUUUACGGAAACCAUCACAAAGUAACAGAAUAAUUACCAUCCCACUUCUAUUUUUGAACAGUUUGAGAGGUCACAAACUAUUGCAGUAAGUUUCUUUUCAAAUAGUGAACUGCAUUAAGUCUCAUAAUUGCACUCAGUUCAGUUUGGUUUUAAUUCUCAGGAUUUAUGGAGUGCACUGACUUUCAGGUGCCUGCUCUUUCUCACUUCAUCUGCCAGCUUGUCAACACCAACCACUUUUCACCUUAACAUUUGGAACUAAUGACAGAAUAUUUUCCAAAUUUUCAUUUAUACACUUUCUUCAGAAAUGCCUGUUUAUCCUACUAGGUGCACUGACAUAUCACUUCAGUAAUUCCAGAACUUAAAAAUUACUAUUUUCAGCCCACUUCCUGACUGUAGUACUCUAUAUAGUAGCAUAUAAAAGACCCCUAUUAAGUUGCCCUAGGUUUGUCUCUGCACCUUCAGUUGAUACUAGAUUUUUCAGGGUGUCAGCUGUAUCAGCAUGUUUGACACUUAGAAAGGAGUCGACAGAUGAAGCAUGUCCUGAGCUUUCUUUUACCCUGAAAUCAGAUAUAUCCACUCAAGAUCAUUCUGGUGCAACUGUGGAAAGCAGUGGGACUAUUCCUGCUGAAGGUGAACAGAUUAAAAGCAGUGACAGGUAUAAAAAAACAAAAAAAGGAAGGGAUUUUAAAAAUUGGAUUGUUGCAUAUGAUUUCCUAUUUAGAACAUGGAUUUCUCUUAGAGCUGGCUGGCAUUCUUCUUUUGAUCUCAAACACAAUUUACCAUAUUUUUAGCAAAUCAAAGACUACAUUCUUUUAAAAAGUUACUAACAUUUCAUUGAGUACAUUUUAUUAUAUAAAGUGAACUUUUGCAAAAUGUUGCAUUCCUUUUUUUUUAUUUCUAAAUUAUAAUUUUAAAAGAAUUUAAGCUGUAAAUAUUUCUACAAACAUUAAACUGUCACCUUAGUAACUAAAUAAUGUGUCUACCAGACUUCAGGUUUAAUUUCUUGUCACCAGACUGAGUUUCUACCUAAAAUCAAGGUGCUGAGGCGAGACCACCCCAUAUUCUUGAUCACAAACUUAUGUUAACAAUAACCAUCAUUGUAUCACUGAAAGUGAAAUACUGAUAGAAUGUAUUUUAAUAUCUAAAUAAGCAAUGACAUUGAAAAACAUUUUCAGAAAAAAACAUAUUGAUGGAAACUUGAUUUUUUUUCUGACUGUGAGGUAAAGAAUUUUUAAUGAAGGUAAAACUUAAUGGCAUAUGGUUGGAAUGUUGCCUAUGUUCCACGACCAUGUUGUUAAAUUCACACUAAAGACACUUGAGAAUUUGAAUCUGGAAUUAACCACUAGAAUUGUGUAUUUAUUUGUGGUAUUUUAUAUUUAAAUAUAAUAGGCUAAUGUUGUUGGAUUUUGAGCUCUGUUAGAGUCAGCCAAUGAAGAACAUUAUGUAAUCCAGUGAAUAAAGUCACUAAAAUUAAUUUAAUGCAGUUUGCACUAAAAUCUUGAUUUGAAUACAAAUAGCAAACCUAUUUAUUGUAAUUUAAGGCAUUUUUCUUUUUUGUAUUUAUCCCAAUUUUUAUAUUUUAUGUUCAGUAAAUUUGUAUACACUUUAUGAUAUACAAUAUAUUUUCUACUUAUUUCUUAACUAUUCAAAGUAAUUUGGACAGUUUAAAUAAAAAUACAAAAAUGUUAUUUCUAUUAAAAAAAAUGUUUUUGCCAAACUCUGUAUAGUUCCCAGUUGGUUUGUGAGCACUGCUCACCCCUUGAAAUGAAGGAUAGAGUGGGCAUAUUUUGCCAAGGGAGACUUUGUUCGCUAAUUGAGAAACUCACUGUGAAGUAUUUGUGACCUUUCAGAGAUUCCACAGUCCAGGUGAGGGAAUAUUCUCAGCGUGACCUAUAGUAAAAUUAAAGAUUUUCAGUACUGCUGGAGAAACAUGUUACAGAAUUUCCUCAAAAUUGUGAUAUUUCCAGUCUCUCUAGCUGCUUGAAAACAACUCCAAAAUCCUAUUUGUUGCAUAAAUAUUGCAAAUGUUGGCCUCAAUGUGAGAUUUCCAGAAAAAUCAAGAGUGUUCAGUGAACACCUUCUAGCUUGUGGUAAUGCUACUUGGCACAUGGAAACAGGGCAGAAUUUGCUUGUUGAAUUCAGUUCAGUCUAAGUUGGUUGGUGGAUGACUAGAGGUCAUUUGUGAUUUUGAAUAAAAUUCUACUGCUUUUAAGAACUGUAUAUAAAGGUUGGUUAAUAGGAAAAAAAUUCAAAUUAAACUGCUGUGGAAGAACAUGUGGGAUCCAGAGGAUACUUAAUUAGUUUGUACAGUGGAGAUUAGCCUCCAAUGGUGUCUUUUGGAUUUUGGAUGAUGACAAUCAGACUGUCAUCCGAGAAUCAAAAGAAAUACUGCCCAGCACACUUUGAAUGCACUCUCAAGCCAUAUGAAUAUUGCUUUAAUCAGAAUGUCUUCAUUUGCAUUUUUAUUUUCUCAAUAAGUUUAUUUAGUACUUUGUAAAGGACAUGACUGGUACAUGUUUUGCUAGCAAUAUAUAUAUGAAUGUGUAUUUUUUAAGAUAUUUUUUGUACUGCUAAAUUUAUACCCCCUAAUGAAAUCCUAUUGGAGUAUGAAUCAAGUUGAGACAGAUUAAAUAUUAAGAUCUGCCCUCAGCAAAAUAGAAGAUGCUACAUUUCAUAAUACGGUGACUUCGGUAGUUCACAUUAUAUAGUGUAACUCUACUGUGAUCAAUUCUAAGCAAAAACAAUCCUAAGUGUAAAUCUAGGUUAAGUAAUUUUCUAGAUUUGUUUGCGAUAACAAUGUAAUUAGGGAGAAGAAUGCUUUAAAUUCUGCCUUUUUCCAUUAGUGUAGAUAACUCACCUUGUCUCUUUGUAAAGAUUAUGUUGUAAAGGAUGUUUAUAGUAAGCCAGAUAUACGCUUUAAUUAAAGGAUAUCUCACCAGUCAUUAUUUGAAAGAUAUCACUGCAUAAGUAGAGUAAAUCUUUGUCACUCUGAGCUUAUAAAAAAAUUGUUGAUUUGUUUAUUCAUUAUGUUUUCCUAAGUUGUACUAAUUAGUACUGUUAACCAUGUGAUUGGCAGCUGUAACAUUCGGUCACACAGUGAUGUGGUCAACGUGUUGCUGUGGUACAGAAAAGGACAAAUGCCCCACCUUAAAACUGUUAAGUUUGAAAUGAAAGAAACAUUGUGUGAUAUCUAUUUUGCAUUCUCUAACCUGUUUAGAGUUGAUUUUAGAAAAUUGGGAUUGGAUCUGAUCAGAAUUGAUCUGAUGUUGGCUCUGUUUCAAUGAAACAAUGACCAUUGUUGACGGAAAGUAAAUUAGCUAAUAGUCUAAAACAUAUAAUUGCCAACUGUGGAAUUAUCCUAAAGUCUACAGGAAAUGAAAGUGUCCUCCUGCUGAUAACAACACAGUCAAAAAGGGAGCCUCAGGUCCUUUUUAAUUUUCUUUAAACAUAUUUUUUUAAUUGGAGAUGAAGACUGUUUGUCAGGAUAGGGUACGACAGGGCAAAGGAAGUAAGGCUGUGAUUGGGCAUUUGAAAUCAUGCAUUGAUGCUUCUGAAAAUACAUCCAGAGUUGGUAUUCCUAAUGUGCAUGCCAGUUCCCCGUGGUUUAAACAGGAACUUCAUUUGACAAUGAUGAAUUCAAGUUAUUAUAAUGUGUAUUUUUAAGAGGUUAACUAUUGAAAAUCGCGCAGAGAAUCAAACGAAUAACUGACGUGUAGGGAGCCCAUGUCUUACAAGAAUUCAGAUACCACAUGCUCAGAAUUUAGACAAAAGGUGUCAAUGUAAGCUAAGAGAAUUUCAGAUUCCAUCUAUCUCAUUUGAAAGUUCCAAAAACACCAUUGCUAAAUGCACAAUAGCACUGGAAUUAUAUAUGUGCAAUUGGUUCCUUUUUGAAAUUACACUUUAUUUUUGUUUGCCACCAAUUUUCCUGUUUUAUUACCAUUUGAUUAUUGGUGUAUUUUGUCAUUUUUAGAUAGAAAAGUAAGUGAGUGGCCAUGAUUGAUGAAUAUCAGGGUAAGAUGAGUUGAAAGUUAUUUGUAUUCUUAAUAUUUUAAAAAAUUUGUAACUUUUUAUAUUGGGCCCAGUUUUAAUUUUGUACAAUUGGAUCAGCUUUGAGUAGAUUGCAAUCAAACACAUUGAAUCUAAAUUGAGGUGCCAGUUGACACACAAUUGCAGUUCAUAAUUAAGCUCCCACUCUCCAUGAUCACUUGUGUAUUUACAGUGUCCUAAGGCAACACGCUACAUCUUGUGAAAUGUUAACCUGAUAGAAUUGAUACAGAAAUUUAUUCCAUUGUGUUAACCUCCAUAAACCCAACAAUAUGUGGAUAUCUGGUCCCUUUCUAUAGUCAUUGGUGAACAUUAUUCAGUUAGAGCAAUACAGGUUUAGUUUAUGGUAAAAAGUAAAUACAUGUUAGGACAUCUUUGCACUUUGAGUUUAAUAUGUGAGAUGUCACUUCAAAUUGAAUAUUUGACACAGUACUGCAUGGAGAGUAUUUAUUUGGCCUUAAGCAAUAGAUGCAGCAUAAACAUAUGUGAUAGUAAUCUAUGGAUCACUUUUAUUGAGGGAACUUUAUGUUUAGCAGUGAUUAAAUAAGGACUAAAGGCUGCCUUUUAUAUACAAAUAUCACGUUUGUCACUAAAAGGUUGUGUUAAAAAACUGACUUAGUUUGCAGAUUUUUUUUAAAUACAGCCUCUCAACAAAUGUCUUAAAUGUUAUGGUAUUUUCUAGAAGGUUCUUGUCUCCUGAUAAAGUGCUGUCCUUUCUGGGAUCCUUCUGAACCAAAAUAUGUUUGCAUUUUUCAAGAAAAGUUGUGUUUCAAUGUUGAAAUGUAUUUUGCAUCAUUGUUUGAUAAAGCAGUUAGUUAUGCAUAUUCA
This is a messenger RNA of Chiloscyllium plagiosum (whitespotted bambooshark), 13844 nucleotides long. NCBI's taxonomy places the organism in Eukaryota, Metazoa, Chordata, Chondrichthyes, Orectolobiformes, Hemiscylliidae. The record is from RefSeq and is a predicted model, not a curated record.